Molecule: messenger RNA, 6870 nt
Organism: Pezoporus occidentalis (night parrot)
Lineage: Eukaryota; Metazoa; Chordata; Aves; Psittaciformes; Psittacidae
Gene: JAKMIP2
Product: janus kinase and microtubule interacting protein 2
Exons: 22
Coding region: 288-2750 (820 amino acids)
Molecular function (GO): microtubule binding; kinase binding
Source: RefSeq, a predicted model, not a curated record
GCGGCGGGGCGGGCGCCCGCCGUCAGCGUCGGCGCGCAGGAGGCCGGCGGGGCCGGUGCUGGGCGCUGGAGCCGUCGCGGCAGCGGGAAGAUGGAUGCGCUGCGUUCGUCCCUUGCCGCUAGGCAUCCUCCUCUGGCCGCGGCACGGGCUUCCAAAGCAGCUGAGUCCAGGAGCUUAAGGAAUGCCAUGCAGUAGGUGCUGAACUAAGUGGCACUGAAAGUAACAGAAAAAGAUGGCAGUCUGUAUUUGAAGUAAUUAAACACGUGGACUCUCACUGAUAAGAAACCAUGUCCAAAAAAGGACGUAGCAAGGGCGAAAAGCCUGAGGCACUGAUUGUUGCCCUACAGGCUGCCAAUGAGGAACUCAGGACCAAGCUAACAGACAUUCAAAUUGAGCUGCAUCAAGAGAAAUCAAAGGUUGCUAAACUUGAAAGGGAGAAGACUCAAGAAACUAAGCGCAUCCGCGAGGUGGAGCAGCGCAAGCAGACUGUGCAGAUCACAGAGCUAAAAGCCAAACUCCAUGAGGAGAAAAUGAAGGAGCUGCAGGCUGUGAGGGAGAACCUCAUCAAACAGCAUGAGCAGGAGAUGACACGGAUGGUCAAAGUCCGAGACAGUGAAAUCCAGCGCCUGAAGUCAGCGCUGAGUGCGCUGCGGGAUGGGAGCAGUGAUAAAGUAAGGACAGCGCUGACUAUUGAGGCUCGUGAGGAGGCCAGAAAGCAGUUCGACUCUGAGCGCCUUAAACUUCUGCAGGAAAUUACUGAACUGAAGUCUGCCAAAAAGCAGGUAGAUGAGGCCCUUAACAAUAUGAUCCAAGCCGAUAAGAUCAAGGCAGGGGAUCUUCGGAGUGAGCAUCAAUCCCACCAGGAAGCCAUUUCCAAGAUCAAAUGGGAGAGUGAAAGGGAUAUUCGCCGCCUGAUGGAUGAGAUCAAGGCUAAAGACAGGAUCAUAUUUUCCUUGGAGAAAGAACUGGAGACACAGACAGGCUAUGUACAGAAGCUGCAGCUGCAGAAGGAAGCACUGGAUGAACAGCUCUUCUUGGUGAAGGAAGCAGAGUGUAACAUGAGCAGUCCCAAGAGAGAAAUCCCAGGAAGGGCCGGAGAUGGUUCGGAGCACUGCAGCAGCCCUGACUUGCGCAGAAACCAGAAGAGGAUAGCAGAGCUGAAUGCCACAAUCCGAAAGCUGGAGGACAGGAAUACGUUGCUUGUUGAUGAACGAAAUGAACUGCUGAAGCGUGUCCGAGAAGCUGAGAAACAAUGUAAACCUCUUCUGGAAAAGAACAAGUGCCUCACGAAGAGAAAUGAUGAACUUAUGCAGUCUUUGCAGCGUAUGGAAGAUAAACUCAAAGCAGUUACUAAAGAAAACAUAGAAAUGAGAGAAAAAAUUACAUCACAUCCUCCUCUAAAGAAAUUAAGAUCUCUCAAUGACCUGGAUCAGGCUAAUGAGGAACAAGAAACUGAAUUCUUAAAGCUUCAGGUCAUAGAACAACAGAACAUAAUUGAUGAGCUAACGAGGGACAGGGAGAAACUCAUUCGUCGCAGAAAGCAUAAAAGAAGCUCAAAGCCAAUUAAAAGACAUGUGGUGGAUACAGUUUUUGGGUAUGAUGAUGAUUCCAUGGACUCUGAAACAUCCUCUGUGGCCUCAUAUAGAACAGACAGAACACCAGCAACCCCAGAUGAUGAUCUAGAUGAGGGUUUAGCAGCAGAAGAAUCAGAGCUGCGGUUCCGACAGCUGACAAAGGAAUACCAGGCCCUGCAGAGAGCAUACGCACUACUGCAGGAGCAGACGGGGGGCAUCAUAGAUGCUGAAAGAGAAGCCAAGGCUCAGGAGCAGCUCCAAGCUGAAGUCCAGAGGUAUAAAGCUAAAAUAGAAGAUCUGGAGAAAACUUUAGCACAGAAAGGGCAGGACUCGCACUGGGUGGAGGACAAACAGCUUUUCAUUAAAAGAAACCAAGAGCUUUUAGACAAGAUAGAGAAACUGGAAGGAGAAAACAACCGCCUGCAACAGGAGCUUCAGGAUGCCCGAGACCAGAAUGAGCUGCUGGAGUUCCGCAACCUCGAGCUGGAGGAAAGAGAGAGACGGUCCCCACCAUUUAAUCUCCAGAUUCACCCAUUCUCAGAUGGUGUGAGUGCUCUACAGAUCUACUGCAUGAAGGAAGGGGUUAAGGAUGUCAGCAUCCCAGACCUCAUAAAGCAGUUAGACAUCCUAGGUGAUAACGGAAAUUUGAGAAAUGAAGAACAAGUGGCCAUAAUCCAGGCCUCCACUGUGUUGUCCUUGGCAGAAAAGUGGAUCCAGCAGAUUGAGGGAGCUGAAGCUGCUCUGCAUCAGAAGAUGAUGGAACUGGAAAGUGAUAUGGAGCAGUUUUGCAAAAUAAAAGGUUAUUUGGAGGAAGAACUGGACUACAGGAAGCAGGCUCUUGACCAGGCAUACAUGAGGAUCCAGGAGCUUGAAGCCACCUUGUACAAUGCUUUGCAGCAAGAAACAGUGAUAAAGUUUGGGGAACUACUGACUGAAAAACAGCAGGAAGAGCUGAGGACAGCAGUAGAAAAGCUAAGACGUCAGAUGCUGAGGAAAAGCAGAGAAUAUGAUUGUCAGAUUCUUCAGGAGAGGAUGGAACUGCUCCAGCAGGCUCAUCAGAGGAUCCGAGAUUUAGAAGAUAAAACUGACAUCCAGAAGAGACAAAUUAAGGAUCUGGAGGAAAAGUUUCUAUUUCUAUUCUUGUUCUUCUCUCUUGCCUUUAUUCUUUGGCCUUGAUGUCAAUGUGCCUCUUGGAAAGAGUGCCCGACCACAGCUCAGUCCAUAUAAAGGCAAAUGCUUCCACCCCCUGAUGAAGAGAACAUUGUUUACACCUAUUUUAAAAAGUAUAACAUUGAACAACCUGUAGCCAAGACUGCAACCACCUUGUAUUUUAAAGCCAUCACUCAAGAUUUGUUACUUGACAGUUCCUUUCUAAAGCUAUGAUAUAUGCUGCAUCUAAUGAAAUUCUACAUGUUGAAAUUGGAAAAGGGGAAGAAAAACAAACUGUGAACCUACAUCACUUGGGAAGAACUUAACGGGAAGGAACCACUUUCAGCUGAUCAAGUCAGUGUGUCUUGGGCAUGGAACCAAAGUUACAACAGAAAAACCUAUCCCUGCUGUGCAGGGCAAUCAUUUAAAUGUGAGAGCGUUGUACCACGAACAGAUCAAAAGUUGACAGGGCAGAAGAAACAUGAGCCAUGGAGAGAUGCUGACAACAAAGCGCUCAGUGUGAACUGUCUGGCUUUCUCACUGUAGGGACUCCUCCUCUCUUUGGUUUUAACCUCAGGAACAAAUGACGGCUGUGAUGUGGGGGAAGAACGGAAAAAUGCAGUGUGAUUUAACACAGGAUGGGCAGGACAGGGCACCACAGUUUGCACUUGAGACCAUAAAAGAGCACCACCCUACUCAGCAAAAGAAGGGAAGAAGAGGGUGUCUGGCAUAAGGAGGAUUUCUGAUGGAGUUCCAGCCUUCUCUCUCUUCACUCUCCCUCCAGGAAGAACAGCCUGUCUGUUGUCAGACACUUUUCAUACUCUAUUUAGAGACGGCCAUUGAGAUAAUAAUGACUGUACUUGGUUUUACUAUUUGAAUAAUACACUGAGGAUCACUGGAUUGGACCUGCAGAGUAGCUUCUGAGAAAGAAAAAAAGUGUUGGAGGGUGGAGGAGGGAAAAGUCCAUGUGGUACAAUCGACAAUGCAGCAGCUUCCAACUGUGUGGUCCCAGCUUGGAACAUAUGUUUUGGUUUAGCUUGUCAAACUGAUUUUGUUAGCUGGCUUCCUGAUCAGUGACACAUAAACCAAAACUGGGGACAAGCUGUGUGAACACGUCUUAUUAAGUCAAAAGUAUCGCUAGUCUUUAUAGAUUUUUCCACAGCUAAGGACCAGUAUGAGUAGUUUGCAUUUCAAAGCAUUACUUCCCCUUCUAACCACAAAGCUUGGAGCCCAGUCCUGGUGUCUCCCCGAGGUCUCACAGGUCCGUGCUGUGCAGUCAGGAGCAUCACACAUGCAGCCGGCAUGGUGAGGUCCUGCACCCCACGAGCACUGCUGUGCUGAAUGGAAAGUACUGAACAGGGCACUUCUCUGUGCCACUGUUUCCAUCGCCCUGCAAAUGGAGUCGUACCUGUUUAGACUUUGGGUUCCUGUGGCAAGGCUCCUUUUUAAGUUGUCUUCCACGAUUGAGCCUUACUUUUUUCACUGAGAGAAAUGGAUGUCCGUAUUACAAAAUAGAAAACUGAGGGCCAGAAUACAGCCUGCGCAUUACUUAAACCUUCAAAAUAGGCCUCAAGUGUACCAACACUUUACGCACACACCAGAAGCUUUAAAAGUGCUUUUAUAAACAGUCUGUCCUUUGCUUGUUUAUUUCUACAGAUGAAGCAACUGAGGCACAAAGCAGUGAAGUAACUUGCCACAGCAACUUCAGCAGGUCAGAAGCAGCUCCUUAGCUACAGCAGAGAUGAAGUUCCUUUAGUAUUGAGGGGUGCCUGCUCCUUGCAGGUAUUUGUUGGCCAGAAUAGCUUUUAUUCAUUAAUGUCCAUUCACCCAACUGGGUUGCAAUGCUGGGCUCCAUUUCUCCACAAAGAUUCUUACCAUCCUCAUUUCUUGCAUGCCCUGAGAUUGAGUUAAGCCUUCCAUCAAACACUAGAAGCUAUUUAGCAAGUGAGAUUUUCCUGCUCCUUAAAAUUAAUUUAAAUUAUGGAAUGACCACAUCUUCCUUAAGCAGUCUGUUUCAGCCAAGGGGUUUACUGAAUUCUGCACCAGCUGUAUGUUGGUUGGUUCAUUUUUUUAAGACAGGCUUUUAGGCAGGUAUGUUAAAUGAAUAUAGGUAUGUUGCAUGCUCUUUGUUCAAACUCUUUCCCCCAGAAGAAUCUGUGGUUAAAGUUGUCCCAAACCUACAUGUGCUUUCCAAGAGUGCUGAUAGCAGUUCAGUCCUGAAGCUCUGGAGUCAGCCCGUUUGGAAGUCUCAUCCACACACGUGACACCUUUAGAUCACUGAGCAACUUCACAACAUCUUAUUAGCUACAAAUGAGAGUUUCCUCUCUGGUUAUUCUCUCUAGCACCUCUCACUGUUUGUUUUCCCCUGUUGCAGUCCAUUGUUCCAGUUGGCUGCAGUGUCCUGCAAGGUGAAACAGGCUGUGGAAGUUCUUUGCCCUAGCAUUAGGACCGGCAAUGAAACCAUUGAGCUCUUCCUGUAGAAUGAGCAGCGCCUGUGUUCUGUGACAGCAAAAGCUUCCACCUCUGCUUGGUUGAAAAAGAACAAAACAAAAGGAGGAUUACAAAAGUUUGUUUCAGGCACUCAUGAGGAAGGGUCCUGGCAGAUAGAAAUCCCAUGUUUCUGGACACACUGACUGAUCUUGCGGCAGGCUUCAUCAGUUAGGCCCUCUGAACUGUGCUGUGCACAUUUUCAGUUACUUUUUUUUUUGCCUAAUUUCCUCUCCUUCACUCUUCUGCACACGUGCACCUGCAGGUGCUAUGUUCCAAGGGCUCCAGGUGGCUGGGAGUGGUAUCAGUCCACAGCUUAUCUUGGUCUGCAGAUUUGUAAACAAUUGAGUGUUCCCGCCAGAGAGCCUUGCAGCUGCUUUGCUCUGCUUGCAGGGUAACAUAAGCCAUGCCUAAAACACACUUGCUGAUACUAGUAAUACAAACCUUCUGCUAUCAGCUAGAUCAAAAUGAGUUUGAUGGUUUUGUGUAUAUAUAUACAUGUAUCUAUAUACAAUAUAUAUGUAUAUGUACAUAUAUAUACAUACAUAUGCAUUUAUUCCCUAUUGUAUAUAGUAAAUCAUUGAUAUAGCUUAUGGAAGUGUACUUCCAAUCUAGGUAUGGGGAACUGAAUCUAGACUUGUUUAGCUGCUACAACUGGGGCACUCCUCAUGGUUUAGUUUUACAGCUCAUGGGCAACUCGGUUUUGGAUCUGUUUUUCUGAGAUCUCACCCCUUCGAUGUCCUGAAGCUGUUUAUCCAGGACUUUCUGCUGCUCCUGGUACUCACUGAGGCAAAGUAUUGAGAAUCAUCCCUGAAAUCUCUCACUGCAGUCAACCCUCCCCAGACCAACCAACAAAAUGAAAACCGAUUUAUUGCAGCUUUUGAGGACAGCAAAUGGAGCCCUGGAUUCCUCCCCCCGCCCCCAUCCAUCCAUCCUGGCCCGUGGCAGGAGUUACUCCAGGCUAUCCAUGUGGUCACAGGAGCCAUGUAGCGCAAGUCAGCUUGACCAAAAUCUGAGUUGCUGCUUUUUCUCCACUGACUAAGGAGAUUUUCAAGACUCUUGUUUCAACUUUAAGCAUUCCAGAUGAGAGCCCAGUGAGGUGAGAUGGAUUUAGGCACUGCAGGUCACAGGAGGCUUCUUGCACUGUGACCAGCCUGCCUCCCACCUCCAUCCUCUCUUACUGACUGCGGGGACACCGUGGAGACUUUUCUGUAGGUGUUCCCCAUUUGCCAGCUCCCUGCCCUCAUCUCAGUAGGAAACACCCUCUGCCCCCCCCGAAGCUUCCUGGGCAGGCCAGGCUCUCCUGCUCCUUUGGGCAGGGCUCAGGAACAGCCACGCAGCUCCUGGCGAUUCCAAGCGUUUUUCCUUUCCCUCCCAUCAGCACCCAGGUGUUUUUUAUGUACUUUUUGUCCCCAUUUUUUUUUGUGUCUGUUCAGAACAGAAUUGUAAAUGACUUGGCAGAAUGACCCUUUGAUAAACACUGGACAUGUAUCUGUACUAUAUGUAUUAACGUGUAGAAGAGAAUCCUCAUUGUAUGUAAAGUUUUAUGAAUGGUUAUUUUUUAAUUUACGUAUUUAAUAUAGGAUUCAAUGACCUCUGGUGUUUUAGUUUGUACAAAGAAUAAAACAGCAGCGUUUUUACAAAACAAAAUGCCACUUUA